GAAACCUGUCUGGUGCCAGGUUUGAAACCGUUCACACUGUACCAGAUCAGGUACUCUGUUAUAGAACACUCUGGUAUGAGUGACUUCAGCAAGGUCAUCGAGGUCAAGACCCUGAGAUCCCCACCUGAACAGCUGUUUGUGAAUCAUCUAGACAAGGAAACCGUCAAAGUGACUUGGCUCCAGCCUGAGUGUGAAGACGGUGCCUCUGUACUCCACUACAAAGUAGACUAUAAAGAGGCAGGACUGGAGGGCUGGUCUACCAUGGUAACAGAGGGACCUGAAUGUAAAUGCAUCAUAACUCUGAACCUCAGUACCUGCUACAGAGUCAGAGUGUCAGCUGUCUAUGGAGAAGGAGACACCAGUGAACCCAGCAGAGAGACAGAUGUCCCAGUCAAUGUGUGGUCUAUAGACCUCAGAAAGAGAAAGGCCUCCCUCCUCCUAGAAGUGCUGAAACUCCAACCAGAGAAGAAACCAGUAGAGCUGAAGGGCUGGUCAGAUGAAGAGAGUGAAGUGAGGAGUUUCCUUCAGUGUCUGUCCUACAUCUCACAGCUGAGGUGAGUCUGAACAUGUGUGGUGGUUAGUGAUCAUGUGAUGCUAGUGGUUAUUAUCUUGUAGAAACAUUUGACAUAUAAAACUUCAAGUGUUGGUAAAUCUUGUUGCGGUAUUGUUAGAGAGGGGUAAAGGUAAAGAUUUUGUUUGUGCGCCAGGCAAGAAGAGAGAGGGAAGAGAGAGAGAAUAGAUAG
Molecule: messenger RNA, 743 nt
Organism: Salvelinus namaycush (lake trout)
Lineage: Eukaryota; Metazoa; Chordata; Actinopteri; Salmoniformes; Salmonidae
Product: titin-like
Exons: 3
Coding region: 76-558 (160 amino acids)
Molecular function (GO): protein binding
Source: RefSeq, a predicted model, not a curated record